Messenger RNA from Eurypyga helias (sunbittern), 1446 nucleotides. RefSeq names its product transmembrane protein 108 (gene TMEM108). The annotation marks the transcript as partial. The record is from RefSeq and is a predicted model, not a curated record. The transcript has 4 exons. Lineage: Eukaryota; Metazoa; Chordata; Aves; Eurypygiformes; Eurypygidae. Gene Ontology annotation, cellular component: axon; early endosome; endosome membrane. Gene Ontology annotation, biological process: postsynaptic density organization; dendrite extension; retrograde axonal transport.
UUCCUCCAAACCACUUCCAACAAUAACAGCAACUCCUGCGUGCAGCUGCCUCGUUAGGGAGGAGAUGUAUUUCUUCCUUUCUCUGCUGGGGGAUGAAGCUUCCAAAUCUGUGUGAUGUGAGCAGGUGAGGAUGUCUGCUGACAAGUCCAAAUGAUAUUUUCAGGUGUUCUACUGAUUUUGGCACUGACAGAAGAGCUGGUGUUUUCUGUUCAGGUACUGUCUCCCACUGCCUCCUCCUCUCAGGGCUUCCCGAUGGACACUACCACUGUCACAGCCAUGGGAACAACACCUCGCCACAAAGACCGCCACGUGGCCGAGCCCCUUCCCACGUCCACUCACGCCAUCCCCCAUCCCGUCAGCGUGGCGGAGAAAGCCCCUUCCACCGGGCAAAAGGAAGCGAGCGGCCCCCGUGGCGGCGAAAAGGAAACGUAUCAUUUGUACAACCAGAGUGCUUUGUACUCGGGACAGACUCGCCCCAAGGGGAAAAUAUUCCAGGUUUUCAAAGGCAACUUCACGGAGUCCUCAGAGCCUUACCUAAAGACGACCCUGCACUCUCCCUUCCCUACCCUGAGGAGCCCUUUCACAGACCACCCGUUUCAGUCCCAGACACCAGCCUCCAGCGACCCCAAUGGCACAGGGCUGGCAAGAACUACGCACUCAGACCCUUCUUCCCACCGCAACGCCUCGGGAAGCCUUAGGGAAGCACAGCGAGGGGAUGGGGCCGAGCUAGUGGUACAGGAGGCAGAUUUUGCCACCACAACUGCUGGACCAUCAACUGAUCCUGAAGCAGUGUCGGUGCCUUUUAAACCCACCCGCUACGGCGUAUGGGAUAUGCUGAGCAAAAACAGCUCCUGGGUAACCUUGAAUCUCAGUACAAAUGUCCCUCUGUUUGCUGGCCCUGGAUCUGCAACGGCAGCAGCGGGUCACUCUGUUCAGACCAGUUUUGACGUCGGUGUCUCCUCCCCGGCAGCGGGAGACCCCAAGGAACCAGCGCCAACGCAGCGCGGCGCAGUGACUAACGCGACCUUGCUGGGCAGCGCUCUCUCCGCAGCGCCCGCCACGAGGUUGUCCAGCUCCGUUUCCACAGCUGGCUCCACUGCCACUGGGAACUUCCUAAACAGACUGGUUCCUGCUGGGACCUGGAAACCUGGGGUGCAAGGAAAUAUCUCCCAUGUCACUGAGGGGGACAAACCCCAGCACAGAGCAACCAUCUGUCUCAGCAAGAUGGACAUUGCCUGGAUCAUUCUGGCCAUCAGCGUACCUAUAUCCUCAUGUUCGGUUCUGCUGACAGUCUGCUGCAUGAGGAGGAAGAAAAAGACAUCUAACCCAGAAAACAACCUGAGCUACUGGAAUAAUGCUAUUACCAUGGACUACUUCAACAGGCAUGCUGUAGAGUUACCCAGAGAGAUCCAGUCCCUGGAGACUUCAGAGGACCACCUCUCCGAG